Molecule: messenger RNA, 8533 nt
Organism: Schistocerca piceifrons (Central American locust)
Lineage: Eukaryota; Metazoa; Arthropoda; Insecta; Orthoptera; Acrididae
Product: discoidin domain-containing receptor tyrosine kinase B-like
Exons: 16
Coding region: 6-2807 (933 amino acids)
Biological process (GO): multicellular organism development; protein phosphorylation; positive regulation of kinase activity
Cellular component (GO): signaling receptor complex
Molecular function (GO): protein tyrosine kinase collagen receptor activity; ATP binding; collagen binding
Source: RefSeq, a predicted model, not a curated record
GCACCAUGCGGCCGCAAGCUCCGCCCCCGCCGCCCCCAGCGUCAGCCAGAGGCCUAGCCAUGCUCCUGCUGCUGCUGCUCGCCUCUCCGCCACCCGCCCGCGCCGUCGACGUCUCACAAUGCGUCGCGCCACUGGGGAUGGAGUCCGGGGCCAUCGCUGACGAGGACAUUAGCGCCAGUUCAUCCUUCGACAGCGGCAACGUGGGACCGCAGAAUGGAAGGGUUCGCACGGAGCGGCAGGGAGGCGCUUGGUGCCCCAAGCAGCAGGCGACGAUGGAGCCCAAGGAGUGGCUGGAGGUGGACCUACGGCAAGUGCACCUGGUCACCGCCACCGAGACGCAGGGCCGCUUCGGUAACGGCCAGGGCCAGGAGUUCGCCGAGGCGUACAUGCUGGAGUACUGGCGGCCCAAGCUGGGCAAGUGGGUCCGCUACCGCGACUCCAAGGGCCGGGAGGUACUGAAAGGCAACAGCAACACGUACCUGGAGUCGAAGCAGCAGCUGGAGCCGGCCAUAUGGGCGAGCAGGGUGCGCUUCCUGCCCUACAGCUACCACCGCAGGACCGUCUGCAUGAGGGUCGAGCUGUACGGCUGCCGGUGGACAGACGGCGUGGUGAGCUACUCGAUGCCCCAGGGCGACAAGCGCGGCGCCGGCUGGGAGCUGUUCGACGCGACGUACGACGGCCACUGGGACGGCGAGCUGCGCCGGGGGCUGGGCCAGCUGACGGACGGCCGCGUCGCCGCCGACAGCUUCCGGCCCGGCCACUACCCGGUGCUGGACAAAGGUCAGGGCUGGGUCGGCUGGAGGAACGACAGCCGUGGUGGACAGCCCGUCGAGAUUAAGUUCGAGUUCGAUAAGGUGCGCGAGUUCAACGCUGUCCACAUCUUCUGCAACAACCAGUUCACCAGAGACGUGCAGGUGUUUUCGGAGGCGAACGUCCUGUUCAGCGUGGGUGGCAAGCACUACGACGGGGAGCCCAUCACGUACACCUACAUCGAGGACUGCAUCUUCGAGAACUCGCGCAACAUCUCCAUCAAGCUUCACCACCGCGUCGGCCGCUUCGUCAAGCUGCGGCUGCACUUCGCCAACCGGUGGAUCAUGAUCAGCGAGGUCACCUUCGAUUCAGUGGUCGCACAUGGGAACUUCUCGGAGGAAGUGGUCCCGGUACAGGACGCCCCUGCCCAGACCGACGUCUUCAUCGACCGCAAGAAGCAACACGUCGGCGGCCGGCCCGUGUCGACGGCGACGGAGGAGGAGCACACGUACCUGGCGGUCAUCAUCGGCGUGCUGAUGGCGCUGGUGCUGCUGCUGGCUGCCGCCAUCUCGCUCAUCGUGUCCCGCCACCGCCAGCGCAAGUGCUUCGCGUCGCCGCUGGCCGCCAAGGUGGCGCUGGCACCCACGCUGGCCGGCGCCGCCCCCGCCACCGGCACCUCCAGCGCCGCCUCGGCCGCCGGCACCGCCAAGAGCGGCGCCUCGUUCGCCGCCAAGGAGGUGGUCGGCGCCGCGGCGGGGGCGGCGCCCGCCGGCUGCGGCCGCUCCUGGGAGGGCACACUGGACCCACUGCUCGUCGCCAGCGAUUACCAGGAGCCCUACCACGCCCUCAAGUACGCGCCCUACUACAGCUACAGCAGCGUGCUCGUCGACGUGGGCGGCACCUUCGGGAAGCGCUUCCCGAUGCACGACGAGCCGGUCCACGACUACGCCGUGCCUGACACAGGGGUGCGGCCUCCUGCUGCGCCGUCGCCCUCCCCCGCGGUCAGUCUCAAGGACACGGGCAGCCUGCUUUCCAGGGACAACAAGACUGCGUCCAAGGGCAAGAAGUCGCCGUGCCGGCAGGAGGCGCUGUCGGCGCUGCGGCGGCGGCUGCAGCAGACGGCCGUCCCGGAGUUCCCCAGGCACCGGCUGCGCAUGCUCUCCAGGCUGGCCGAGGGCGCCUUCGGAACGGUGUACAUAGCGGAGGCGGACGGGGUGCCCGAGUACGGGAAGGCGACGACGCUGGGCAAGCGGCUGGUGGCGGUCAAGCUGCUGCCGACCGGCGCCGCCGACCAGGAGAAACAAGUGUUCCUGCGCGACGUGCACAUCCUGGCGGCGCUGGAGGACGCCAACCUGGCGCGCGUGCUGGGCCUGUCCAGCAGCGAAGAGCCGCUGGCGGUCGUCAUGGAGUACCUGCAGCACGGCGACCUCACGCAGUUCCUCAGGGCGCACCAGAUGGCCGACGACGACGACCACCUGCUGGCCGCCAACUCGCUCAGCUUUAACUGUUUGCUGUAUAUGGCCUGCCAAAUAGCAUCUGGAAUGCGAUACCUCGAAACGCUGAACUUCGUUCACAGAGAUCUUGCCACAAGGAACUGCUUGGUCGGCGAGGGCUACCAGGUGAAGGUGUGCGACUUCGGAACACACAACGAACUCUACGAGGCCGACUACUGCAAGGUGGACGGCGUGACGGGGCUGCCGGUGCGGUGGAUGGCGUGGGAGUCGGUGCUCCAGGGCCAGUACACGACCAAGAGCGACGUGUGGUCGUUCGGCGUGACGCUGUGGGAGGUGCUGACCCUGGCGCGCCGGCGGCCGCUGGAGCCGCUGUCGGACGCGCAGGUGCUGGCCGAGCUGGCGCGCCUCGGCGACGACGACAGCGACGUGGACGGGUGCGCGCUGCCGCUGCCGCUGGCGCCGCCCCCGCGCUGCUCGAGCGACGUGCUGGACCUGCUGGACGAGUGCCGCCGCCGGCACGCCGCCCACCGGCCCUCCUUCCGCGAGAUCCACCUCUUCCUGCAGCGCAAGACGCUGGGCUACGUGCCCCGCGCCGCCUCCUGAUCGCCUCGCCUCGCCUGCUAGUGCUGUGGACGCUCGUGCGCAGCUGUCAUUUUGUACGACCUACAUUCGGGUGCUUCUUCUGGAGAUCUGGACUCGCUGUGAUACGAGAUGCUGCCUAAAAGUUUGAGGAACUCCUGCUUCCCACUGUGGACAGACCUGAGCCAUCGAUUAUUUUCUUGUUUUGAAUCGAUGUACGGAGCUGAAUGAUUACUCCAGACCCAAUAUACAGUGUAUCACAUGUUCUCACUGUCUAUAUGUGGUGAUUCUUUAAAUUUCUUGUCACUUGUUAUCUGGCAACUUUUCAUCAGUUUUUCGGUGUUACUUUCGCGUUCUACCGAAGAGAAAUUUUUAAUCAAAGAAUCCCUGAAACAACAACACUUACACCUCUCCAUUGUGAAGAAGUAUGGACGAAAACUUUAAUACUAAUGGACUCACAAAGAGAUUUGGAAUCCCUUGAAUUAUGGGAAUUGCUUGCGCUGAAGGUAAUCCUCGUAACUUUUCGGUAGUAGCUCACUCACUACAUGCACAUAUCUUUUUUUACUAGUGACGAAGAGUAAUCCCUUCUACUCGGUCACCACAUAGUGAUGUUAAGAUAUAUUCAAAAUGUAACACUUGUUUCAGGCCGUGAAAACGGGCGAAAAAUUAUCUCACGACCACUGUAAUCUGACUCCUCUCAUAAUUAUCACCAGAUAAUAAGUAGCAGCGUAAAUGCAUUGAGAAAAAUAGCAGCAGUACUUGAAAGAAGAGGACUUUUAUACAUAACCAUUCGAUGCUUAUCGGUAACUUCUCCGAUGAUUUUAUUUCCCGUAACGGCAAUUGCUUUUAUAACUUGUUUGCUAAGACAAGACUGUUUGAUCUUGGAACGCCGAAAUCCGAAGAGACUGGUUGUAGAAAGAGCUGUAAUGUUUGCAUUCACUCAUUCAUCUGGAGGAGUUUGUGUGGAAACCAAACUUAAAACCAGUAUACUUUACGGUAAACCAUUCACCACUUUAGCACAAGAGAUGCAAAUGAGUCUUCUUGUCGCUUACAGUAGACUGUUCAGAAACUUCAGUCUUCUUUCUGACCUGUAUUCCGUUCAUUUCAUCUCGAAAUUAACUGUGAAUUUUGCAUUGGUACCUACUUUUCCUGUCCUAACCAAAGCAUACAUUAAAUUCUACUUUUAGUCAUUAACUUAAGUAAAUCAGUCUGUGAGUAUUUUGUUAAAUUAUGUAUUGAUCUUACUUUGACUCGUGAAUAUGAAAAUUAAAUUAUAACGCUUUAGGUUUCAAGAAUUUAAACAAUCAGUGAUGACAUUAACAAUUAUCUGUGAUAAAAUAAUACUAGUUAUCAGAUUGCACUUCUCUUAGGAAACUCAUGUAUGAGAAUGUCGCCUUUUAAAGAGCAGUAUUCUCUUCUUGUUGUUUUUAGUGUUGUUAGAGGACCAAUGUUAUCAGUUAUCGAUACGAUAUGCCGCUUCUGUACUUCAACACGCUCUGAAAACAAAUACUGUUCACUUUCAGGUUAACAUUUGAAAUGCUCCUGUUUAAACAUGUACCUCGGCAGUAGAAUUUCCUGUUCUGUAGAGAAACUUCAAUUUGUUAGUAUUCCUUUCCAUCCUCCGUAUUUAUAUCGAGUACCUGCUGGCAACCAUCUCUGAAAUCGUUACUCUUUUCUUUCACUGAUCUGUCCUGGAAGACACGCAUCGCUAGAAGAUUAUUCUCCCAGGAUUCGUUGAUUUCGUUACGUUCAAGAUUACCUUCGUUGAUUUCGUUUCAUUCAAGAUUACCUUCGAUUCUAUUUUCAUUCAAGGCAAACGAGUGCCAUUAUCAUCAUUUAACUCUCUAAUAUAUUCCCAGUCAUUAAUAUUUGAGCUGUAUUGCUGCUUUCUACUUAACACUUUGCAUUCGGACGCUUUCUUUAUUACACAGAAGUGAAAAUAUUAUUUUGUUCUUUAGGUUUUAGCAAUAAGUCUUCUUCGUAGCUUGAAGAGUGAAUUCGUAUUUGAAUAUAUUUAUGAUAAGUGCUUUUGAUUUGUAAAUUAUUUGUGAAUAGGAAAUAUAACAGUUUCAGACUGGCCUAAAUAGUGAAUACGUGGUAAAUAAUUCACAAAUGGUUAUGAAAUUGAUAAUUUGUGAAUGUUAGGAAAAGGCAGUUUAUUUCGUCAAUUGCGUCAGUAAGUAUGUAAAUACAAAGGUCAUUCAAAUGAAAACCAGAAUCCGUGGAACAAUAUCAAGAAUCUUUUCUCGUUUUAUGGGAAUAUUUUCUCGAACAAUAAUAACUACUCACUUUAAAAUAACGUCUCUUCUCUAGAAAUUUGGGGAAAAACAUAGUAUUGCGAUGUCCGCCACAUCAUUUUCCUCUACCUAUGAUUAAUCUGGAUGUCCUUAGACGUUAUCUCUUAUUUAUCACUUAAAUCUGAUACCUGAUUCACAUCACGCAUAAAGAAGAUAGGAAAGAAUGUCUUCAUCCAAGCGUGACGCUUUCUGGGAAUAAAACCUUCCAGCUUCCUUGUAACAGGAAUAUUAAGGUACUCAAUUCAUAAUUAUCAUUGUACUAUGCCUAGUGACAUCAAAGAUUAGUAUUUUUGUUGCUUCCACUAAGAUCCACUGGAGUGUCAUACAAGAUAAUUUUGUAUAAGACUGGUGGGGAAAAUCAUUUUCUUAAAAUGAUUGUGACAUUAGACCCAGAAGAAGGCCGCUGCAACCGUGGUCGAAACGUUGGUUUUUCUCCAGCAGCAGUAGUUUUAUACAUUAUGACGCGGUACCAUACUCAGAAACUUUUAUGUCGAUUGUGACACAGUGAUUUGUGCGCAUUAGGAAUACAAAUGAUCACACAGACCUCAAUCGAGAGGCUGCAGACGAGGACAUGUCUUUAUUUGCCUUAACAUUUCCUACAGAUUACGGUGUAAAGGUACAAGAAGAUGAAAGGAAAUGAGAGGAACAGAAUGAAUAGGCGAAUGAAAGCUGAGAGAGACGUACAGGUAGAGCUGGAGACUGACAAAUACACAGACUCGGAAAUGGAUAGGGGACAUGAUGAACCAUUGUAGGAGGAACAAAGUGUUAUAGAAGGGGUGGGAGAGACAGAACUGGUGGGGCGUAAUAGGUGUUUGGAUAGCCUGGGGAAUGUUAGAGAACAAGUAGAGCAAAUCAAACAUGUUACAGAACGUAAGGAUGCUGAUGUAUGGUGGGUAGGACAAUAAAGGGGAACAGAAGUAGUUUUCAGACGAUUUUUGACACAUAUUGAUUACUCGCUCCGAGAGAAAACAGCAAUUCUGCUUACUAGUUCCUGCAACAACCUUUUUCGAAUCAUGAUAAAAGAUGGAUCCGUAGGAGAAGGCUCUCACGCAACCGAAAUAUCACGGAAAAAGGAAACCCUGUAACAAAGCGACAGCUGCCUUAGUUUAGUAACAUUGGCGAGUUAUACGCCUCUCGACAGGUGCUGGACAACUUAACCGUAAUAUCUAAUAAGUGCAAAUAUCGCCUCAGACAGCAUUGUGUGAAUGCUCCAUUCCGUUUUAAUAUUUUGUAGGUUUGCUUGCUUCACUAAAAUUUUAUUGCAACUUUGAACCUAAUGUGUGCACUGUACAACACAAUUUUUGUUAACUUCGGGUAUGGCCUACUACGAAACUCAUCUACCGAUUUCGGAGGGCUUUCAAGUUUUCAACUUAAUUAAUUUUUGCCGUGCAGAUGUCUGGUUUUUCGUUUCAGUGGCUUUUGUAUUUUGUUACUGACGCCUUUCUGUAAAUAUUGCUUGUUUGAAUUAUUAGGCCAAAGAGUAUUCUAGUUAUGAAACGACAAACCUGUCGUUACUUGUAAUUUUCAGACGCAAUAACUAAACAUAAAACUACACGUUAUACAGAUAUAGUCCUCAGAGCGAUGUAAUCAGUGGCAAUAUGAGCUGAUAAAUGUUUAAACUUUCACGGUAAAUGUAGGGUUGUAAUGAAGUAUUUAUUGAUAAUGCAUUGUAGAAAAUUGUACUGGUUGUAUGAAGAAGUUUAUUUUGUAAUAUAUUGUAAAUAUCUAGUAGAGACGAGUGUAAAUAUGAAGAAUAAUAUGUGUAACAUCUGUCACUACUACUGCCGUCACUAUUACUUACAAAAGUAUGAGAAAUUAACACUUUCCCAAGAUGGAACCAUUAAACCAUGGUACCAGUAUUGCAAACUGGCUCUCCUGUGGCCUCAGAAACGAUUGUCAUUCUUUGUUAGAGCAUAGUCUACUGUCAAGUAUUCUUUCAUGAAUUAUUUUCUCCUGGUCCCUUUCACUUGGAUCACUAUAUUUUCUACAAUUACAGAUACAAACAUUGCUAAAGUUGGAAAAAUUACCGUUUCCUUUAAAAAGUAUUAACCUCAUAUUUUCUUGUUACCUCAUGUCACUAUUUUAUGUUUUCCAUAUUCAUGUGUUGCCGAAGUAUGAGUCCUACCAUAAAAAAUGUUGACAUUAUUUGCAAACAGACAGUAGCUGUAAUGACAAAAUAUGUAUGCACUACUUUGUAGCUACGGCCCCCACCCCAUCCGUUUCUGCGCAUUUUGUUUAUACAUGUUGUCGCCCAACAGACACCUCCCCUAUUCUGUUGGAUGGAGUCUUGGAUCACUCCUCAGUUUCCCAUUCCUCGUUUCGACCCAUACUGCUGCUUAUGUUUUUUUUUUUUCAUUUAAGACCACACUGUAUUGGAUCAAAACGGAAUUUGUUCUUUUUAGUUACUGAAAUGUUGCGUUCAUUUCAAUAACAUUUUAACGGAUAAACCAGUUACUUGAUAUCAGCAUUUUCUGCUUGAGACAGCUUUUAAAUUUACGUACGUACCGCAUCGUUGCGUGCCGUCAACGUCACUGACUUGAAAUAACUUUACAGUGACAGGCCUCUUCCAAUCUCUUAAACUCACUUCUUUAUGUUCUGACAACUCUCCAUUACCGUGUAUUCAAGUCUAAUGCGACGACUGGUUUCAAGUGUUUCCUCAAUCAUGGGUGGCAGUAAUAAACUUACAAGGAGGAUAGUGAGAAAGUACAAAUAUUUUCGGAAUUUUCUUUUCAAAAUUUCACAGGAAACAAAGGUUGAAUAUGUUUAUAAAGCUCAUCUUUGUUUUUCAUUUCCGUGAGCAUCGUCAGCAAACAGUAAAGCUGAGGUGCUGUUGCGUAGCAAAUCGAAGUGUGGUGCAAUGUUGGUAGUGGAGAAUCAUUAUAAAUUUGUAGCAAUUUCUUCAUAUAUGCACAGUGAAUAGUAUUUUUAAUAGCGAGCCUGAAAAAUGGAACUCAUAAAAUACGUAUCUAUUAUAUAGAUAAACAACGAUGUUAAAGGUUUUAGAGUGAAUAAUAUUAAUUACAUGGAAAUACGAAAUGUUACUUUUGCAGCUGUAUCAUAGUGAAAAGUGGGACUUUUCACGAUAUUUCAAUUAUAUUACGUGUUGUAUCUAAUGUUGCGUUACCUUUUAGAACUGUGGAAACCUGUAUCAUGUUAAUAAUGUGGCACUCAACAGCUUGUUGAAUUGGUAACAUUGUAUGCCACAUGUUUAACUUUUGGUUUCUACCUCAAAGGACGCGAAAUCUCUCAAAGACUUCCUAGUAACCAAGAGACUGUCGGAAAGUGUUGAGACAUUGCAUGCAGGUAACGGUUUAUCGUACAACACUAAAUAAACUUAUUUCUUGUCUGAUUAAAAUAUAAGCACAAAUUAUGUUGAGUGAAUAGAUACGCUGUCAUAAAAAGAUAAACUGUUUUGUUAUCACACUGUUCACAAACAAUAGGAAAAUAAAGUCA